CGACAAACAGGCAUGGCCUGUUCCAAGUUUCUUUGAAUCGGCACGCCGCAGAUGGCUAGAGGUACAGUACGUAUGAGCUGGUGGGGACGGGUUGUGGGCGGCGGGUCGCCAACAAUGAUAGUCGGUUGUGGAACUUGAAAUGCCAUGCGACUCUGAUCAGGGAUUUUGGAAGGAGGGACCUACUCGGGACAUGUGCCCUUUCCCGGGCCGUUCUGGCUGAUAACUUAAUCCCAACUGUGCUCCCAACGAACCCCGUGCGACCCCGUUGAUUGAUCUUUCUCGAUGCCCCUUCCUCCCCUCUCGACAUCAACCUUCCUCACUUGCUCGUUCCGCCUCACACACGCAAGGCGAAUUAGUUCGCCUCUGCGUAUCAACGCAACCCCUUCCCAAACAUGGCGAUAGGCGCCGUUUUGGAGCCACUGGUUGUGGUGAGCUUGCUUGCCUUUGGCACAAUCGUCAACCGCAACAAAAGUAAUUCUUCCUGGUCCCCCUUCUCCGCCAAACGACCGGAGCCGUGGCGGCACAUCAAAUACAGCUCAGACUCGGAUGAGGAGGAUGUCGAAGCUAGCAGAAGGAGAGAGGACGAAAUCACCCUUCUACCACCAACUUUAAGCCGGUCUAGUAGCAGUUCGGACACGACGUUGGCAGAGGAUGGUUUCGACAAGACAACCCCGCCAUGGCGGCCACGGAAACUCAGGUUCAUGGGUUGGGAGAAGGAGGUGACGACUCCGAACACCGAAGUCUUCAGGACUCGUUUCCUCAGCCGAGUACUCCAGCGGUUCCCGUUCCUCGUGGAGGUCUGGUAUUGGGCUCUCAUCUACUGGGUCUACCAGCUCGGGCGCGCCUUUACCGCCGUGACGCUACAGGAGUCCACCGUCCACACUGCGCGGGAGCAUGCACUCCAGGUCAUCCAUGUCGAGCAACGCCUUGGGAUUUUCAUCGAGCCCGCUGUGCAGCGAUGGUUCCUUCAGAGUCCGACGCUCAUGCGGUGGACAAACAGGGUCUACUCAUUCAUCCACAUCCCCGGUACCAUCCUUUUCCUCAUCGUCCUGUACCACUUUACGACGGCGCGGCCGAGGCGAACGUUGCAGAAAGAGCAGGGUGACCGGGCGCAGCUGGGCGACAACUGGAGAGAGCUCGCGCCGCAGUUUGGACCGGCCGUGUACGAGAGGAGGAGGAGAACCAUGGCCAUGUGCAAUCUCUUGGCCUUCAUCGUAUUCACCUUCUGGCCGUGUAUGCCGCCGAGGCUGCUGAGCGACCCCACCUACACCGGGGAGUACGCGAAGGAGGCGAAGAGCUUCGGGUUCGUCGAUACCGUCCACGGGGCAGACGGAGAUAGUAGUGUCUGGACGACCAACCGAUUUUGCAAUCAAUAUGCUGCUAUGCCAUCUCUUCACUUCGGCUAUUCCUUCCUCAUCGGCCUCACCAUCGCCACGGUACCCCUGAGGAAGCGAGGCCGGUUCGGCUGGAGACGCCUUGCGAUCGUCGGCAUUGGCAUGAUUUACCCAGCCGUCAUCCUUGCGGCAAUCGUUGCCACUGCCAAUCAUUUCGUCCUGGAUGCAGUCGCUGGAGCGUGCGCAUGCCUUCUAGCGUGGCAUUUCAAUGGAUUUCUGCUGAACUUGCUGCCGCUGGAGGAUUACUUCCUUGCGUUGGUGAGGAUUCACAAGCCUUGACCAAAGCAAUGAUCAACCUCGAGCUGUUGGUCUGUCUGGACCUGCCGGCAAACCCUUUCAACCCCCAACGGCGCAACCUGAGGACAUGGAGUCUUGAGGUUCUGAAGAUAUGUUACAUAGGGCACCAAGGACACUGGCUCCAUGUGCAUAACCGUUUCUGGGAUGAUGGUUCGAGUUGUUGGGGCAGGAUGGCAUCAGUGGCAAUAAAGCUUACUAGUAUGGUGAAUACUGCCAGGUUACUGUAUAGCCUAGCAUGUAUUCCUCUUAAUAUACCCAGAGGCUUCCUAAGGUAGUGAGCUAAUAUGGGUCACUUUCUGAACUUGGCCUUGUAUAUCCCUGAACUGGUUGAAGCCCCUUUUCUGGCCAUCACUGCGCUCUCGUUUAUUACCCGCGUGGAUUAUAGCGCUUGAUCCGCCUUCGUGUCUUUAGGUCCUUUCGAGAAACUCCAU
Chaetomium strumarium is the source of this 2122-nucleotide messenger RNA. Its product is annotated as PAP2 superfamily-domain-containing protein. Gene Ontology annotation, cellular component: inositol phosphoceramide synthase complex. Gene Ontology annotation, biological process: sphingolipid biosynthetic process; inositol phosphoceramide metabolic process. Gene Ontology annotation, molecular function: inositol phosphoceramide synthase activity. The coding region runs from base 393 to 1673 and encodes 426 amino acids. The record is from RefSeq and is a predicted model, not a curated record. NCBI's taxonomy places the organism in Eukaryota, Fungi, Ascomycota, Sordariomycetes, Sordariales, Chaetomiaceae. The transcript has 3 exons.